AUGAGCAAGUUGGAUACCUUGGGACCAUUCUCUUGGUUGUUGCAGUGUUUUCUGAAUAAAGAUGUUGAUUAUACACAAUUAGUUGUCUAUCGUGGUGUGACAGUUACUGAUGAGAUGAUUAAAGAUUAUCAACAAGUGGUUGGAUUAGCAUUAUUUUGGUCUGCAUUUACUUCAACAUCAAAAGACCGAGAAACAGCCGAAGCGUUUGGAAAUACAUUAUUCAUCAUCAGAAUUGAUGAUCUGGGCAAUAAAAGUAACACUUCUUCUCUUUCAAUCUAUCCAGAUGAACAAGAAGUACUAUUAGAUGCGCGAUACCAAUUCCUUGUUGAAAAAAUCGAACGUGAUUCAAUAAGUGGAAAGUAUCUAAGUUAUAUGGGUUGCGAUUAA
Messenger RNA from Adineta steineri, 387 nucleotides. NCBI's taxonomy places the organism in Eukaryota, Metazoa, Rotifera, Eurotatoria, Adinetida, Adinetidae. The record is from the annotation of a GenBank genome assembly.